AUGACGACUCAACGUGAGCUAAAUGUCCGCGAGUUGCUGGAGCUAGAGCGACAGAUUUAUCAGGAAAGUAUUGAUCGGGUUUUACAACAACAAGAAGAGCUAAAUGCAGGUACAUUGGAAGAGUUUGUGCGGCGUUGCAGACCGUUUGAAGCCGAUCGAGAGUGGGAAUUGCAAGCGGCGCAGCAUCAAUUUGAAUUUUCACAGGAAGACGCACAAAGUCUCUUUGAAUUUGACGUUCAACAGGCUCAGGACGUUUUUUUGUCGGAUAGACAACAACUCAAGUGCAAGUUGCUGGAUCGUACACGACGAGAACGACGAAGAAUUGAGAGGAGACUUCAUGAGGCAAAUUUUGACACGAGCAACUUUAGGAGGUCAGGGAGAUGGAGUGAUAAUGUUGAAGGAGUGGAUAAAUUGCAGCCGACGUUGCUGGUAAAACAGCUACAACGUGCGCAAUGGAGGACAAGGAAAAGUUUUAAUUUUCGACAUUUGUCACGAGGAGUGCUCCCAACACCUGAACGGAUUGUCGAGGAUGUGGUGGAAGAGUGUGCAAAGUUGACAAGGAAUCGAGAACGUGAAGAAACACUGAAGAUGGGGGAAGAGGAAGGUGUGGAGCAUAAUGUAAAGGUGGUAGUCAGUGCAAAUGGACAAGAAUUGAGAUGUCAUAUAUUGUGUGGAGAGAGUGAGGAAGAGGUGGAUGACACGUUUCGUGUGGGAGAUGCAGUGGUGUUGAUAUCAAGAUUGACCGAGGAGGAUUUCUAUGGAUUUGUGUCGGCUAUUACAAUGGAGGAGAUCAAGUUGGUGCUGGUCUGUGGAACUCAUGUACGCGUGACAAUUGCGCGACUUCGUAGUGGACAGUGUGUAUUGCGAAAGCAGUCGGAAGCAACGCUUUUACCUAUCGAAAAACGAGAAGAUGCACCUUUUUCCGAAGUUGCGACUAGUCUUGAGAAACUGUUACAGGAUCCACCAGAUGCUCGACGACACCAUUUGAAGCAAAAGACAACAAUAGAUAAUCGACGUGGCUUUUGA
Peronospora farinosa is the source of this 1026-nucleotide messenger RNA. Lineage: Eukaryota; Oomycota; Peronosporomycetes; Peronosporales; Peronosporaceae. The record is from the annotation of a GenBank genome assembly.